GGCAGGGCCCAGGAUGAGCAACCAUGCAGCAGCAAGCGACGAGGCCAACAACAAGGCGGAUGCAGCGCAUUUCCUGUUCGUCCCGCUGAUGGCCCAGGGCCACAUCAUCCCGGCCGUCGACACCGCGCUGCUCCUGGCUACCCAGGGCGCGCUCUGCACCAUCGUCGCCACGCCCUCCACCGCGGCGCGGGUCCGCCCCACCGUCGACUCCGCCCGGCUGUCCGGCCUGGCCGUCACCCUCGUGGACUUCCCGCUCGACUACGCCGCGGUCGGUCUGCCCGGCGGUAUGCCGGGCGGGGCGGACAACAUGGACAACAUCCCCCUGGAGCACAUGCUUUCCUACUACCGCGCCAUCGCGCUCCUCCGGGAGCCGAUCGAGAGCUACCUCCGCGCGGCGCACGCGCCCCGGCCCCCGACGUGCGUCGUGUCCGACUUCUGCCACCCGUGGACCAGAGAGCUCGCGGCCAGCCUCGGUGUCCCCCGGCUCAGCUUCUUCAGCAUGUGCGCCUUCUGCAUCCUGUGCCAGCACAACGUCGAGAGGUUCAACGCCUACGACGGCGUCCUCGACCCCAACGAGCCGGUCGUCGUGCCGGGCCUGGAGAAACGGUUCGAGGUGACGAGAGCGCAGGCCCCGGGAUUCUUCCGGGGUUGGCCCGGGUGGGAGCAGUUCGGGGACGACGUGGAGACCGCGCGCGCACAGGCUGACGGCGUCGUCAUCAACACGUUCCUGGAGAUGGAGCCGGAGUACGUCGCCGGCUACACGGCCGCCAGGGGGAUGAAGGUGUGGACCGUGGGUCCGGUCUCGCUCUACCACCAGCACACCGCCACGCUAGCGUUGAGGGGGGAUACAACGGCCAUUGAUGCCGACGAGUGCCUCCGGUGGCUCGACGGCAAGGAGCCCGGCUCCGUGGUGUACGCUAGCUUCGGGAGCAUCGUGCACGCGGACCCAAAGCAGGUCUCGGAGCUCGGCCUCGGGCUGGAGGCGUCGGGUCACCCGUUCAUCUGGGUGGUCAAGGACGCCGCCCGCCACGACGAGACGGCGCUCGCCUUCCUGCGUGGGCUGGAGGCGCGCGUCGCGGGGCGUGGCCUGCUCGUCUGGGGCUGGGCGCCGCAGGCGCUGAUCCUGUCGCACCGCGCGGCGGGCGCCUUCGUGACGCACUGCGGGUGGAACUCCACGCUGGAGGCGGUCACGGCGGGGUUGCCGGUGGUCACGUGGCCGCACUUCACGGACCAGUUUUUGAACGAGAAGUUGGCGGUGGAGGUGCUGGAGAUCGGUGUGAGCGUCGGGGUGAAGGAGCCGGUUUUGUACCAGGUGGAUCAGAAGGAGAUCGUGGUCGGAAGAGAGACCGUGGAGGCGGCGGUGAGGAGCGUCAUGGACGGCGGGGAGGAGGGCGAGGAGAGGCGGCGCCGGGCGCGUGCGCUGGCGGGGAAAGCGAAGGCGGCCAUGCGGGAAGGGGGCUCGUCGCACAGCAACAUCCGCGAUCUGGUCAAGUGCUUCGAGGUAGGCGCGGCAAAAUGUGGUGAUUUUGCCUAAGGAGACGUUCUUUAGGCAUCGGAUCCGAAUGGGUUAGACAUGGGUUGUUGUUUUCAUCCAUAGAUAACCCGAUUUGUUAUAACCAGAGUAUAGACACAAAAUUAUAAUUAUCCCGGUAAUAAUAUUUUUUUUUUGAAACAAUAUUGCAAAAACAAACCUACGAUUCAACAACUGUACUAAGUUU
Molecule: messenger RNA, 1718 nt
Organism: Brachypodium distachyon (stiff brome)
Lineage: Eukaryota; Viridiplantae; Streptophyta; Magnoliopsida; Poales; Poaceae
Product: UDP-glycosyltransferase 73C6
Exons: 1
Coding region: 14-1534 (506 amino acids)
Molecular function (GO): UDP-glycosyltransferase activity
Source: RefSeq, a predicted model, not a curated record